This is a messenger RNA of Salvia splendens (bonfire salvia), 939 nucleotides long. RefSeq names its product F-box protein At3g07870-like. Lineage: Eukaryota; Viridiplantae; Streptophyta; Magnoliopsida; Lamiales; Lamiaceae. The record is from RefSeq and is a predicted model, not a curated record. The coding region runs from base 1 to 939 and encodes 312 amino acids. The transcript has a single exon.
AUGGUAGGGAUCGCAGCUAAUGGAUUGUUUCUUCUAUACUUUCCGUUUGGGCAUCCUGACAUCCAUCUUUUUAUAUGGAAUCCUCUCACUCGUCAGUAUAUCGAGCUCUCCCGCCCCAAACAAUCCCUGUCGUAUAAUUUUAAUUAUAAGUUGUGUUUUGGAUUCGGCGCGAGUCAAAUUAGUGGGCAAUAUAAGGUCGUGUGCAUCAAUUGCGACGGAUCUGCUCAUCAUGUGUACACCCUCGGGACGGGAGCAUGGAGGCGUGUUGAAGCUGGCGCUGCUUCUGGUUUCAGAUUCUAUUUAGACGGGCGGGUUGUGUGUAACGGAAACCUCCAUUGGACUGUGUAUGACUCCACUCGAACCUUGUCGAUAUGUGGUUUUGACGUUGAAACAGAAUGUUUUAACAUCUUCUCCGCUCCUCCUGCCGCGGUAGAUAAGCGUCUAAUUGUGGAGUUGGGUGUUUUGAGGGACUGUCUGUGUGUUUCUUACGUGUGGAAGGAUGAAAUUUACAUCUGGUUGAUGAAGGAAUACCGAGUUGAGGAAUCUUGGACCUUUGAGUACAGGUUGAGAUAUAAUGCUGCUGAUUUUGACUUUGGUGCUUGCACUGGAAUAAAGUCUGUUUAUCCUAUCAAAGUUUUCAGUGAUGGUGACGUUUUAAUGUUGAUGGCGCCGAGACACAUUGACUAUGACUACAGAAAGAAGCGACUCAUCUACUACUCCGGCAAGACAGGUACUAUUGAACAACUCGGUCUGAUUUAUGAACAUCUCGGUCCGAUUGAUGAACCACUUAGUACGAUUGGGUUAUUCAAUAGGCUUACGGAAAAACUCCGUAUCAUGGAGGAAUUGUAUGUGCGGAAUCACCUUAUCCAUGCCAUGAUUUUCACUCCUGUCCUUCUCUCACUAAAGAGUUUUGGAAUUGAGAAUGUAAUCUUGUACUAG